Messenger RNA from Verruconis gallopava, 4438 nucleotides. RefSeq lists its product as uncharacterized. Gene Ontology annotation, cellular component: TSC1-TSC2 complex. The coding region runs from base 424 to 3681 and encodes 1085 amino acids. The record is from RefSeq and is a predicted model, not a curated record. Gene Ontology annotation, biological process: regulation of cell cycle; negative regulation of TOR signaling. The transcript has 4 exons. Lineage: Eukaryota; Fungi; Ascomycota; Dothideomycetes; Venturiales; Sympoventuriaceae.
CCCACCUCGUCUUCAUACCUCGACCCCACGCACGGCGACCGUCCAGGACCCGCCCGGCCCCGUCUGCACGCCCCCGACGCAGCAGGACUGCAUUUCGCUGCUGAUCGACCUCUUGCUUUUCUUGGGGCGCCGCCCUCGUCUCGCCGGGACUUCGUGCGCUGCUCCGUACGCAUCGCACUUAAUACUGCCGCUCCGACGCCUGCUUGCAUUGCGCGCCCCGUACUCUCAUUCUGCUCCGCUUGCCCAGCCGGACACUGCGCCGUCUCUCGGCGCCAGCGAGCACGGCAGCGACGCGCACUCGGCGCUCACGAUACGAACUCACGCAUACGCCCGCACAGAUUCACAUCUGCACAUAACGCACAUACACGCCCGUACACACACAAACACACACAUACACAUGCUCCCGUUUCUUGAGCUGGCAUCAUGUCCCACGGCUCGCUCAAGGAAACGGUAAAGGCUCUACAUGCCGCCUUCGCCGGCGAUGCCCACACGCUGACCCCGCUGCCGGACGAGCUGCAUCACACCAUCGAGGCUUUCCUGGAACGCAAUCCGCAUCCGGACGACGGCGAAGCCCAGCGACUACACGACGAGCUGCUGUCCUUGCACAACAAGUACAUUGCAGCCACGCCUGACAAGCUGGGGCCGUUCGUACAUGUUCUGCGACUGCUGCAGCCUGCUAUCCGCGGCGAGAAGCGUCUCGAGGACUGGUGGCUGCUUGUCAUAAGGCCCGUCGUGGACGCAAUCGGCCACAGGCGCGACACCGUCGACGACGCCCGCGAGUUCCUCUUAGGCGUCCUCCUGUUCGACCCGGAUGAUGACCCCAACGGCGAGCACGCCGCCCUGUCGGCCAAGUUCGUCUCUCGCGUCCUGGAGGCAUACAUGGGCCGCUGCAAGGUACCCACGCUGGAGAGCGAUGAAAUCUUACCGGAGGAUGAGUUUGUAGCCCAGGAGCUCGAGGGCAUCCUUGUAGCAUUUGGCCGGAAGCGACCUUUGGAGCUGUUACGUGCCGUCGACGCGGAACUCGUCAAGAAGGAGCGGCGUCUGCAGGCCCUUUCGCUGUUGAGCAGCUUCGUCCGCAUGCAGCCACCCCACCUACAUCUCGUCAUGGAGACCCCCAUCCUUCAGCACCUGCACAGCUGCCUCCUGAUUGACCUGUCCGGCACUGUGGUCGACCUGGCCUUGACGGUGCUGAUCAUGUUACUGCCUCACAUCGCCUCCUCGCUGUCCGCGAGCAUGUCCAAGUUGUUCGUCAUCUAUGCCAGGAUUCUGUGCUGGGAUCAGUACACCGCCAUCUCGUCCGAAUCCGACCCGUGCAGAGACGAUGGCGAUGCCGUGUCCCCCGACCGAGCUUCGGACGGAGAUUUAGCCGGUGCCCGCGCCCUCGAAGUCGACACCGAGUGGCAGCCCCUGGACCGUCUCUUCAACUCGCUCGAGGCCUUCAGCCCAAAGGCGAACUAUCUCUUCACAUUCCUGUACGGUCUCUUCCCGCACAACUUCAUGAACUUCAUCCGCAAACCGCGCCGGUUCCUCAGGUCGAAGAACUAUCCAUACGCAGACGACCUCAAUCUGUACCAGGAGCUGAUCCGCCGACGGACCGAAGCUCACCGUGUCUCACAUCGCUUGCACCCGAGCUUCUUUACCAGCACGCCUGAGGACGAGCUCACCGACAACCGACUGCUCAAGAUGGAACCCACUGACCUCGUCACGGAGUGCCUUGCCUUGUGUAUAACCAUGCCAAGCGUGCUCAACGUCCCCGGCCCUCCCCCGACGUCCAAGCUGCCGGACCUUCCCAAGGAUGCUCGAAAGCCGAAACUCAACAUUCGACCGGAUGCGCUGCUGGCCGGCGACCCCGACGAGAUGACCAAUGCAGCCACGUCGCCCACGGAAGGCCGGUCACAGAGCAGCUGGCGCAAUACGCAAUCGACCACGCUGACUGUCGCCACGUCGCCUGGCCAGCCAGACGCGAAUCUCGCACCGCCUCCGGGCGCUGAAUCGUCGCGCGAGGCUUCUCCCAAACGUGUCGAAGGCACCUCCCCUCCCAAAGAAGGUCCUCCGUCGCGACCAACAUCGCGUCACCGCGAACCCAAGUCUCCCCGUUCGAGAAAAACUUUCAACCCAUACUCGGAUGCUGAGCCGCUGCCUAAGCUCCAGGUGUUUGCUCAGUCGCUCUCCGGUAGUCCUCGCAGCAACGAGUCGAGUGCGCACGACGCGGCAUACAGCGUUGCGAUUCUGCAGAGAGAGGUCAUGCUGCUCAAGAACGACCUCAACUUUGAGAGGUUUCAAAAAGCGCAGUAUCUGGCCCAGAUUGGCCAGCUUCAACGCAAGAACUUGACCGAGGCAACCACGGAGUCGCAGACGCAGAGCCUGCUCAACAAGAACCGAACGCUGUCAGAUAAGCUCAGAAAGGCAGACGAGCUGUACGCACAGCUUAAGAAGGAGACAGCCAUGAGCCGCGCCCAGGCCAAGAAGACGGAGGAGAUCCUGAGCCAGAAGCUCAGAGUGUAUCGUGACGAAGAGAAGCACCGACAGGUCGAAGUGCAACGCUUGCGCGUUGAGCUCGACGCCACCAAGAAGGAAUGCGAAGCUCUGCGCAAACUUGUCGUCGAGAGUGAGAACCGGGAACAUGAUGCUCGCAACGAGCUCAGCGCGCUCAAAAUCGAUCUCGAGGCUAUGGACAAUCUGCGUCAUCGCUUCCAGGAGCUCGAGGCGAAGGUGCGCCAGUACGAGCUCUCGGAAUUGGACGCAGAGAGGGCCCGAGAAGACCACGAUCUCCUGCAAACCGAGCUCGAGACUGCCCAGCUCACCAUUCAGAGCCGCGACGCGGAGUUGGACCGUCUGCGCAAGACGUAUGAACAGAAAAUCGUCGCUCUGGAGAACCGUAUCCGAAAAGAAAAGACUGCGGCUGCGACGGCCACAGGGCCACCUCCGGCAAGUGAUGCGCCGCUGCCAGAUUCGAUCCAGCAGAUGAUCGAUUCGGCGCUCGCUGCAAGCAACGCCAAGUACGCCCAAAUCAAAAAGAAUUACAAGCGCUUGAACGAAAAGUACAUUGAGCUUGAGGUCAAGUUUCAGGAACUCGAGUCGGGUCGCGCUUCACCCAACAACAGCAACACCACCGGAAGCCUGCGCCCGGGCAGCGUCCUCAGCCUGACACGCUACGCCGAGGACGCAAAGCUACCCACCGCGGUCAGCAGCAGCGGCGUCAGCCGUGUUCAAUCGGGUCGCCGCCCGCAUGCGUUCUCGGAUCCAAAUGCCCUGCUAGAGGAGGAGAUGUCGGCUGAUGAGGACACUUCAGCGACAGCGACCCCAACAGCGGGCCAGCGCGCUCCUGCACGUGCAAACACGUACGCAAACAAGUCGCGCUUCGAAUCUCUGGCAGGCUCACGGCAGAUGCCCGCACGCGGCAUCAGCCCACCACCGCUCGAGCGGCCGUCGCGCUCCAACAGCUUCACGCAUGACUUCCAGGUCGGCGCCGCGCCUAGCCAGCGCUCAUCAGUGCAGGCCCUCGAUCUCCAGACGUCGCGCAAGGUCGCCGCCAACAGUGAGGUUCGCGUCCAUGGGCGAGGCGGUGCACAGAACAUUGGCCGCAAGACCACGUCAAGUGGUAAAGACGGCAAGAAGCCCGCCAGCGACUCCAAGACCGCGAAGACGGGCGGCUUCCGCGGCCUCAAGGGGAUCAUGUAACCCUGCGUCGUGACGAACAGCGGCUUCGAUCUUUGCCCUUUCCUGCUUUGCAUACGAGCGUUUCCCAUAUAGUACGACUCGCUCGAUUUUGCGUGCAGACGAGACCUGAGCUUCAUCUCUCCCUUUCCGUUAUCCUUUGUUUUGCUCCUUUUCUUUCUUCAUUUAUUCCCCUACUAACCAUGCGUGUCCGCACCUUCGCCACGGGCUUGUUACGACUGGACAUGAAAAGGAAAAAAAAAAAACACAAUAUAACAUCUGAGCAGCACGCUCCUGGAGGCUUGGGAUCGGUGCUUAUCUUGACUCUUCUUUUUCGCCACUUCCCCGCGCCCUCUUGCUAUGUCCAUAAACCGGGGCGUAUUUUCCUUUAAAAGUACAACAAUUGUAAUUGGGGAGACGGUCUGAUUGCCUUUUGGAUCCCACGUUUUCUCACUCACGUGACGGCAAGCCUGCCGUUCACUCACAACGUACAGCCUCGUCCGCACAUGGACUCUUCUUGUUUUCGGUACGAUACCCGGCACACCGGUUUUGCCCCGUGGACGAUGGAAAUUCAUCAUCAAAUCGUCCUUGCUACUUUUACACCUACGCCUUCACAAACGUCACACAUGGCGGGUUCUUCUUUUGUUUGUCGUUCACCAGGUUCCUGGCUCUCUAUGGAAAUUGCAUGAGACCUUUUACGCUUUUGCCGAGCCGGCGCUGCGGCGCGCUCGAGAUCGACUUUUGGUUGCCUGUGUUAUGGCUUUUUCUUUGGGGGCGGGGG